UAUAUAACCCCCUCUCUCCCUCUCAUAUCUCUCUUCCAUUCUUUCUCUCUUUCUGUUUUCUCGCAUUAGAUAUCACAACCUCAAAUACUUCGAUACAUACAUACAUACACAUAUAUAUAUAUAAGCCCCUCUCUCUUCCUCUUCUGCAAACUUCUAGGGUUUUGGUCUCUUUUCUCUUCGGCAGCUUCUCCUCGUUCGAAAGGUGACGUCAUCGACAUAUCAUCGUCGUCUCGCCAUUGCUAUUCCCUUGUGCGUUUGGAGGUUUGGGUUCUUGACUGAGGUUUUUGCGAUUUCGCAUUGGAGAUCAAAAUAGAUGUCUUCUGUUGUCUGGUUUUUGCCGCAUUUGAUGGUCUGAUGAGGAUUAACAUUUUUCAGGGAUCUCACAGUUGAUGGACUUUUCUCCAACCAAAAGUGACUAGAAAAACUUGAAGAAGUGCUUUUUAAGACAAGAGGGUUGGCUAAAAUACUUGUAAUAUUGGGUUCUGGAAAUCAACUGAUUUGCAUUUGCAAAAUAAGCCCCUGGUAUUCUCAGCUAUACUUUGCUAGACAAAUUCAUACAGAUGGACCUGAAAUCAAAUCAUAAUGCUCCUGUUCUCACUGAUCCUGCACCCAUGAACAAAUCAAGAAGCAUUUAUUCUAGUCUUUGUUCACCCCAAGGUGUAGUUUUUCCUCCUGGACGCUUUUUAACAAUCCCAGGGAAGAAGCCUGUUGUGCUUGAUGAUGUUCGUUCCAGCUCUUGGCUGGAUGUGAUGAAGUCCUCAUCUCCAACCCAUAAGAGGAAGUGCAAGGAUUCUGGUGCUGAACUGGUAUCUUCUGAUACUGAUGUUCCUUAUAGUAAUUGGACGCUCAAGUACCCCUCAGCACUUGAAUCUUUUGUGCAAAUAACAAAUUAUGCAAAGGGAAAGCGAAUAGCAUUGUUUUUGGAUUAUGAUGGAACUCUUUCGCCCAUUGUAGACAAUCCAGACUCUGCUUUCAUGUCUACUGCUAUGCGUGCUGCUGUGAGGAAUGUGGCAAAAUAUUUCCCAACAGCAAUCAUCAGCGGGAGAAGCCGUGACAAGGUGUACGAGUUUGUAGGGCUGGCAGAACUCUAUUAUGCUGGCAGUCAUGGGAUGGACAUUAUGGGCCCUGUGCCGCCGGUGUCUAAUGACCAAACAAACUGUGUUAGAUCAACUGACAAGCAGGGUAAGGGAGUUAACCUGUUCCAGCCUGCUAGUGAAUUUUUACCUAUGAUAAAUGAGGUUUAUAGAUCCCUUGUUAAGAAUACAAAGGAAAUUAAAGGAGCAAUAGUGGAGAAUAACAAGUUCUGUGUAUCCGUACACUACCGUAAUGUGGAUGAGAAGUUGUGGAAAGCAGUUGCGCAACGUGUUGAUGAAACACUAAAAGACUACCGCCGUCUACGAUUGACGCAUGGACGGAAGGUUCUUGAGGUCAGGCCCGUGCUUGACUGGGACAAGGGCAAAGCGGUUGAGUUCUUACUUGAAUCAUUGGGGCUAAAUUCUUGUGAUGAUGUGCUACCAAUAUAUGUUGGCGAUGACCGGACCGAUGAAGAUGCAUUUAAGGUUUUGAGGGAGGGACCCAUCAGCAGAGGUUUUGGCAUCUUGGUAUCUUCUGUGCCCAAGGAAAGCAAUGCGUUUUACUCUCUGAGGGACCCAUCAGAGGUCCUGGAGUUCCUCAAGUCCAUGGUAAUAUGGAAGAAGACAAGCUCACUAUAAAUAUAUACAUACAUAUAAUAUAUAUAUUACAAGAAGUGUAUACUGCGACUUGGGAAAAUACCGAAACAGACAGUUGUAGGAAUGUUCGCGAGUUUUACAGAUCACACGGGUCUGUAAAUGCAGGUCCAGAAAAAGAGUAUUCAUUUUGGUUUUUUACCAUCUUUCUUUCUUUUCUUUAACUUGUGUAAAUCCUUUUCCUACUCUUUCCCAGCAUAUCAGGUCAACUUCUUCUUCUACUCUAGACACACCAUAGUAUAGUAUUCAUUUGUUUGUUUCUUCAUCUACCCUCUUAUCCCUCCCUAGCUUUGGUUGCAUAUACAGAAAUGUAUUCAUUUGUUACCUUUUUCUAUUAAAAUGGAAACUUAAAUAUUUAUAUUUA
This is a messenger RNA of Diospyros lotus (date-plum), 2091 nucleotides long. RefSeq names its product probable trehalose-phosphate phosphatase F. The coding region runs from base 561 to 1712 and encodes 383 amino acids. The transcript has 14 exons. NCBI's taxonomy places the organism in Eukaryota, Viridiplantae, Streptophyta, Magnoliopsida, Ericales, Ebenaceae. Gene Ontology annotation, biological process: trehalose biosynthetic process. The record is from RefSeq and is a predicted model, not a curated record. Gene Ontology annotation, molecular function: trehalose-phosphatase activity.